AUGACUUUAUCGGACAGUCCAUACGAGGUACUGAAGUGGCCAAAACCAAGUGGUAGUUUAGACGGACAAUUCAAAAAAGCAGCAAUUGCUACAGAUCAUGGAUUGUGUAGCGAAAUUGGCAGGGACAUUCUAUUCCUCGGAGGUAACGCUGUAGAAGCUACAAUUGCAUCUUUGAUAUGUAUUGGUGUAGUAAAUCCUCAAAGUUCUGGCCUUGGUGGUGGUUUUUUAAUGACUAUUUACAACAAAACAGGCCAAAACUGUGUGACAAUAAACGCCCGCGAGGCAGCACCAAUAGCCUCCACACAGACGAUGUUUGUUUCUAAUCCAAAGGAAGCUACAACAGGUUAUAAAGCCAUUGCUGUUCCAUCAGCGCUCCACGGUUUAUGGAUCGCAUACAAAGAAUUCGCGAGCGGUAAAGUUUCGUGGCGUCGUCUCGUUGAGCCUUCAGCGGAACUGGCCAUUGAUGGCUUCCCGGUAUCUUCAAAUUUGGCUGAAACGUUGAUGGAAAAAGAAUCUGCAAUUAUGGCUGACAGCUCAAUGAGAUCGACUUUUGUUGACCCUAAUACUGGUAAAGUAUAUCAAGAGGGUGAUAGGCUUACCCGACGCACCCUUGGAGAAACGCUUCAAAUGAUUGCUAACGCUACAGAUCCUAGUUAUCUUUUUUAUCAAGGAGAAGUGGCAAAACUGAUCGCUGCUGAGAUGCAGGAGAACGGCGGUAUAAUUACACUUGACGAUUUGAAUAAUUAUAACACAAUCAUUGACCGUUCUCCCAUUGAAGUACCACUACUGUCAAAAGGUCUAGUAAUGUGCGGACCACCUCCACCCAGUUCAUUCGCUGUAACGCAGUUAAUUGUUUCAAUUAUGGCAAACUUUUACGACUCUAGCAAUUACAUUGACCUAAAUGACCCACUGAUAUACCACCGCCUGAUUGAAGCAGAAAAAUUUGGUUAUGUCCUCAGAAGCCUUCUUGGUGACUUACCCUACGUUAAAGACGCUGCAACGUUAGUUGAAAAUAUGACAUCAAGCUCGUAUACAACGUGGGUUAAAAGUUUAAUAAUGGACAAUGCCCAGCCGAUAAAUUACUACUCGGAAAAUCCUCAGUAUCAAAAAUCUGACCACGGGACGUCACAUGUUAGUACAAUCGAUCAAUAUGGCAAUGCUGUCUCUGCAACAGACACAAUCAAUUUGAAGUUAGGCGCACUUAGAGUUUCGCCAAAACUAGGGAUUGUAUGGAACAAUGAGAUGGAUGACUUCUCAACACCUGGAAUGCCAAAUGCUUUUAAAAUUGCUCCAUCACCAGCCAAUUUUAUUCAGCCUGGAAAACGACCAAUGAGCAGCAUGUCUCCAACAGUUAUUUUCGAUAAGCGUACCGGAAAGGUAAAAAUGUCAGUUGGUGCAUCUGGCGGGUCUUACAUUAUUUCUGCAACUGCACAAACCAUAAUUCGCUCAAUAGUUUUCAACCAAACAGUAAAGGAAGCAGUCGAUGCUCCACGUCUCCACAAUCAGUAUCUUCCCCACGUCACUCAAUAUGAAACUGCAUUCCCUGAGGAAAUAAUCAACGACCUGCGAUACAGAAGGGGACAAAAAAUGGUAGCCACAAAUAGACAGGCCAGUACAGUACAAGUAAUCCAGGCUCACGAUGACGGUUUCAUUUACGGAAACAGCGACUUUAGAAGGAAGACUUCCACUUAUGCAGCGGGAUUUUAA
Messenger RNA from Enterobius vermicularis (human pinworm), 1707 nucleotides. The record is from the annotation of a GenBank genome assembly. NCBI's taxonomy places the organism in Eukaryota, Metazoa, Nematoda, Chromadorea, Rhabditida, Oxyuridae.